GUAAAAUCCUCCGUGGAAGCUCGCGUCUCUUUAUACUUUUUCAACUAUACUGGAAAACUACUGGAAGUAAAUCGUUUCUUCGGAGCGCAACAGGAAACGAUGUAACUGAAACAUGAAAGCUCAGAAGUGUUGCGUCCACUGUCCGGGAAUAGUCGUUCCACCCGGUAGCAACGAGUCGCACGAAUGUUGCCAGCCCAAGUACGUUUCGGGGAACAUGAGAAUAUCGUCUUUGACGAAACACGUGCCAGAAUGUCCGGAGAGGAGGUCGGUCAAGGAGGAUUCGCCGGAACCGUUGCCAGAGAGUCGAACCUCCUGUUACGACCAGUUCGCCUUCGCGAAGAGACUCCACGCAGAGAAUCUCGAGCACCAACCACUUCCGGACAAGGUCGACGACUCUGUUUUCAAGAUCCCCACGUCGGGAGGAUCCUGUCGUCGAGUCUCGUCGGGUGGACGUUGCGACUGUUGCGACAAAAAAUCGAAAGACCGCGCCAACGGACGUUACGGACCAACUUUGGGCUGCAAGGAGCCGAAAACGAAGAUGGAUCUGGCGAUCUGCUGGGAGACUCCUGUGGAUCCUGUCUACGAACCGCCCAGACCAGCUCAUAUCGAUGGCUCCGAGGGUGGACCAGCUCCAGCCAUCUUCACGCGAGUCGAACGUGCCCCGAACUCCGCAACGUCUCUUCGUUCGGGGGUCGCGAAGAACGGGGAACGUUGUCAGAGUCGAUGCAAGACGCGAAGAAAGUCGGAUCGCCUCGAGAACAGAGAUGCGGAUCGAAAAGUGUGUUGCUGCGAUUGUCUUAGCAGGGAUCUGAAGAACGUGAGGAUCGCGAACGAUGACCGAAUCGAGAAACGACCCAAGAGAACGUCCUUCAGAAGGUGUAUGGCUUGCGAGCCGAGGAGCUUCGAGGAUGAUCCCAGACUGAUAAAGUCGGCCGUCGGUUUGGCGUUGGGCCUCGAGAAGGGUCAGAACGAUCAACGGAGAAACGAUUCGAAGACGACGGUGCCUAGGCCCAAGACUCCUUUUGCUAGGAGAUCCUUUCGCAUCGAUAGCUUGUCUCCUCCGUUCAGCGUCGUAAACGGAUCCAGAAGCGACGAUUAUCCAGAACACUGGAGACUCAUGUCGGUUUACCAACAGUCUUACAAAAAUCCAUAUAGACGGAGGACCUCGUAUCGUUGAUGCAAGAAAUUUACUUUUGGAAUGGCGACUCGAGCGAUCAAGAUAAAUUGUUACUAGUUAAAAUUAGUUUCAAUUGUUUAUUUAAACGUUUCGAAACAAGAUAGAUCUAACGCUCUACAGCGGAACAGUUC
This is a messenger RNA of Colletes gigas, 1308 nucleotides long. RefSeq lists its product as uncharacterized. Lineage: Eukaryota; Metazoa; Arthropoda; Insecta; Hymenoptera; Colletidae. The record is from RefSeq and is a predicted model, not a curated record. Bases 113 to 1177 code for a protein of 354 amino acids. The transcript has a single exon.